AUGAUGCAAGAUAACAACAAAUCGGAGACGGCACAAGAGGUUCAGGAUACAGGACAAACAGUGCAUCGCCACCAACAACGAUUAUCCCUCAAAGACACUAGCUCCGGAUCCCCUCGUAGCCAUGACGAGCCUUACUUCGAUUUUCCCCCCGUGUCAACUGAACCAACCAGGACUCAAGUGGCUCGAGAGACUAUAGAGACAUACAACGAGUACAGAAAUAAGCGAAAGACAAAGGAUCUCAACUGGUGGGGAAGCAAGCAGCAUGAAGCCGAAAGGGGCGAUCCGGAUCGUGAAUUUCAGUUUGCACGGAACAUGCCAGUAUCAAACCACGAUAUCGAGGAUGCGCAACGAGCGUACAAUGCUAGAAUAACUGACCCUGUUACAGGUAGACACAACGCGCUGGGCUCUCACUUGCGACCUACAACUCCUCCCAUGGAGAAAGCCGAAAAGCAAAUCAAAGGCCUGGAGGACCAAGGGGUUAAUCUUACUCCUGGACUGAGAGAGGAAGUGGCUCAUCAUUUUAUUUCCAAUAGUGGGCUCCAUGCCGCUCUCUUAAUCUGGUGCAGGAACAAAACGGAUGUCCCUGUCCAGUAUGUUAACGAGUACAUCAAGAGCGUGUCUCGACUGAAGCUCGAAAUGGCCACGCAGCAGCGUGACGUGACUGAGAAGUUAGGGCAAGCCAUAAAAAAUGGUGAAGAAAAGGAGUCUCGCUGUCAGCAGCUGCAAGCCGAAAACAGCAAGCUCAAGAUGGAAAUACAAAGGCUCAAUGAGGAAAAAGAGAAGACGGAUUUACAAGCGAACCCUCUGGUAACUACACAAGAUGUUCGUCAACUGGCUUUGUACCCUAACAUGAUAGCAGUGGGCAAAGCGGAAGAGGAAAAGGCGCAUCUUAAGGAUUCCUCAAUGCAAUACAACAAACAUUAUAUCCCGCCUCCAGCUACCGUACAGCUACCUGGGACCCCGUUGACUUCCCUCAGAGAAGCCUCCGGGUCAAGUCAGAGCUCACCACCAUCACCUGUAACCAAGGAAAGCUUGGAGAAGAAGCCCUGGUCGGUAAAAGCUGUAGAGUCCAAUGUCACUCAAGGCGAUGCCAGCAGAAACAGGGUCCAGGAUUUGGAGUUGCAACUCGAAAACCUCAAAGAGGAACUUCGGGCCAGCAAUGACAGCAUAAGAGUCCAGGAGAAACCCGACUACACCACGGUUGACAGUCUGGUCAAUGUAAUUCGUAAGGAGAAACAAGGAAUCGAUGACGAAGAAGAAGCACCGAACCUCGUGGACCGAAUCAACUAUCUCAAUUUGGUCUGCUUCUUCCGAACUCGCAACUAUCUUCAACUUGCUCUAAGGGGGGGCGAUCAUACAUUGGCCAAAAUUCUCCUGAAUGACGCUGACAAAUGGGUCAAGUCCUGCAAGGAGCAUCUCGAAAAGAUGGAUCCAGAGGUCAACGAGGGUGUGCUUAUUGAAGGGGUCAAGUACGUCAAGCAUGGACGUAACGAACUCCGUAAGCUCCCAAGAAGUGACGCUUUUGCGCAGCUUAUCCAACUCGCAGAUUCCAUCCUCCGAGCGACCAAGUACGACGAGGAACAGAAUAGUCUGAGUAUCAAAGAACUCCCGCUCAAUCUUUUCAGAAGGAAGAAUAAGCGCCAAUACACCAAAAUCCAGGGGACUAUCAAGGACGACCCAGCCAUGAAGGCAGAGGCGUUACGUCUUACGGGCGUCCAUUCUCCUUUAUCCCCCAAGAAAUGGGCAAAGGAUAACUGA
Messenger RNA from Fusarium subglutinans, 1758 nucleotides. RefSeq lists its product as uncharacterized. The coding region runs from base 1 to 1758 and encodes 585 amino acids. The record is from RefSeq and is a predicted model, not a curated record. The transcript has 2 exons. Lineage: Eukaryota; Fungi; Ascomycota; Sordariomycetes; Hypocreales; Nectriaceae.